AUGGCCUGCGAUGGCUUGGCGGCGAUGGCCAGUAUGUUCAUCUUCAAGGACAUGGGUAUUGAGCCUGCUUCCUCUACGCCUCCGCGUCACACCCGUUCCCGGAAAUUGAAGCAACUCAAUCUGUCCUUCAUGGAUCUUCCCCGAGAAAUCCGCGACCUCGUAUACGACUUCUACCUACCGGAAGGAGAUUUGGUGUACAAUGCAAACACACUCAAGUUCACAAUGACGAACAAGGGCCCAAAAGAGAUAUCGCUUGCGUUUACUUGCCAAACCAUACUGAAAGAGGCGCUUGGCCAUCUCCUUGGAAAUAACUCUUUUGUCUUCCAUGUCGGUCUUCUCAACAGCUCACAUCACGACAAUGAACUAUGGCACGGCGGCCUUGGUAAACUCGAAAGGUACAAAGAAGAUGUGGCUGACCACAUGGCGCGUCUAUACCUAACAGAGUCGAAUGAAGAAGAGGUAGCUUUACAGUAUCCGCAGUUCCGACCCAUCCUCUCCAACUGGCGCUUGAAGAACGAUGCUGUAGAGUUUCCCAAGAGCCACGAUUGGGGCGAGACACCAUCCGUGUACCGCGACUUCAUUCAGUAUACUCUGAAAACGAUGUUGAGGCAUCCUCAAUUUCCGAAAGAUGAUUUGACUUGGACGCGCAGUCUGCGAAUUCCGCCACAUGAGCCGACGCCAACAUGCACACUGUCUCGAUUGAUCGAUCUGAAUCCACCAGUUUGGAAAAUACCGCACAAAGAGAUUUUCAAUCGUGUCAUGGAGGUCUGUGGCACAUCGACAGAGGCAUUCGACCGCCGAUACGAAUUUGUGCCAUAUCAGUACUCUGCUGCUUCCAUCGCAAUAAGUCUCCUUGAGUCUCUUCCAUCAGAGUUACUCAAGCACAUACGGCAAAUCUGGCUCUUUGAGGACGAACAAUCCAUCGCGCAUCCUGAAUGCCAUAUGCGAGGCUUCAGUCCGUUCUGCGUUGAGAUCCCACAGCUUCGCAUCGAACGACGAGUUAGCAUGUGGAAGACAGCAAGCCUAGCUCAAUGCCCCUAUCUAUACGACCUGCACACCCCUGAACCUGAAGUCAAGUCUGCCACCAAAGCUAUUGCGCCCUGGCUCAUCGAGCUUAACGCAUUGGAAACACUGGGUAUGCCUCCUGAUGUCUGCACUAUGAUAUUGGACGGAUACACAGAGGCUUGUCCUAAGAUAGCAGACACAGCAGCCAUGGAUAUCAGCUACGCGCACGAGCACCAGUUUCUGCCUUCACCUUCCUGGCUGGAGCGACGUUAUCGAGUCGGCUACAUGUACGAGGAACUCCCAAAUAUUCUGCGACGUUUGGGUACUGGAACCGGGAAUAUCAAGUGCAACUUCAACACUGGUAAGGAUGUUGAUCCUGAGGAGGAUGUUCAAGCGAUUGCCUUGUUGAACCUCGAGGAAUGGAAGGUACAGUGGUGGAAACAUCAACUCGAAAGGAUGGAUUACGCUCAUGGACUAUUGUUUCUCCGUCCAGGUCCUGCGUGUCCAGACGUAGAAGAAGAUUAUGGAUCGUGAUAAACAUGAGUAAAACAUCUCGUGACGUCGUUUACAUUCGCAUUAGAUGCUCCAUAUCACAUUCAUUCAUGAUUCAUAUCCCCUUAUUUACUUAUUUCCCCAACGUCAAAAACAGCCUAUCGCCAAUAUCGCCCAGCCCAGGCUUAAUCAUACCCUUCUCAUCAACCCCCUUAUCACAGCCACCGACCCACACCUCCACACCCUCCUCCCACUCUCCACACGCCUUCUGCAGCCCCUCCUCCGUCGCCAAAAUAGCAACGACGAUAAUCCUCUUAACGCCCCAAUCCUUCAGCGUGUCAAUAGCCGCCUGCGCUGUCGCACCCGUCGCGAUGAUGGGAUCUACAAUGAUGGCGAGCUCUGGUUGGGGCUUGGUUGAGCCAGCUGCGUGCGGGGUGUGGUAGGGCAGAUUGU
Messenger RNA from Alternaria rosae, 1950 nucleotides. RefSeq lists its product as uncharacterized. The transcript has 2 exons. Bases 1 to 1539 code for a protein of 512 amino acids. NCBI's taxonomy places the organism in Eukaryota, Fungi, Ascomycota, Dothideomycetes, Pleosporales, Pleosporaceae. The record is from RefSeq and is a predicted model, not a curated record.